Molecule: messenger RNA, 387 nt
Organism: Lactuca sativa (garden lettuce)
Lineage: Eukaryota; Viridiplantae; Streptophyta; Magnoliopsida; Asterales; Asteraceae
Source: RefSeq, a predicted model, not a curated record
AUGGUAGUGGUGGUGGUGGUGGUGGUGGUAACAACGGUGGCGACGGUGGUGGUGGUGGCAGUUAAAAUUUCGGGUUGUCACAGUAGUGGUGGUGGUGGUAGCGACAAUGGUGGUGGUGGCAAUGGAGGGAUUGGUGGUGGUGGUGGUUGUAGUAGUGAUGGUGGUGGUGCCGAGUGGUGUCAGCGAUGGUGGGUGGUAGUGGCGGCAGCGGUGGUAUUGGUGGAGAUGGAGAUGGUGGCUACAGUAAUAACGGUGGUAGCAGUGGCGGUGGUCGUGGCUGGUAAUGGUGGUGCUGGUGAUGGUAGUAUUGGCAAUGACGGUGGCGGCGGAAGUGGUGGUAGUGGUGGUGGCGUUGAUGACGAUUGUGAUGGUUCUGUAUGCAAGUGA